Molecule: messenger RNA, 408 nt
Organism: Microthlaspi erraticum
Lineage: Eukaryota; Viridiplantae; Streptophyta; Magnoliopsida; Brassicales; Brassicaceae
Source: the annotation of a GenBank genome assembly
AUGGGUUUUGAAGAACAUCAGAAACAGAGCCCGAUCAAGAAGAAUAUGGUGUUCAAGUUUCACUUUCAUGUCCCGCAUCUCCACAUACUCCAUCAUCACCAUGUUCCUAAAGGCUGUGUCGCGAUCAUGGUGGGGCACGAGGGAGAUGAAGAAGGUCUACACAGAUUUGUUGUUCCGUUGAUGUUCUUGAGCCAUCCUCUGUUUUUGAGUCUGUUGAAGGAAGCUGAAGAAGAGUACGGGUUCAAACACUCUGGUCCGAUCACGAUUCCUUGCCGUGUCGAUGAGUUUAAGCAUGUUCAGGAGAUUAUCGACGAGGAGAUUCAUCGCCGUCACAGUCACGGAAACGGACACAACAACCAUAACCACCAGCAUCACCACAACAACAACCAUCAUCUGAGAUGUUUCUGA